Messenger RNA from Mollisia scopiformis, 3137 nucleotides. RefSeq names its product multifunctional beta-oxidation protein-like protein. The transcript is spliced from 8 exons. The record is from RefSeq and is a predicted model, not a curated record. Gene Ontology annotation, molecular function: oxidoreductase activity. NCBI's taxonomy places the organism in Eukaryota, Fungi, Ascomycota, Leotiomycetes, Helotiales, Mollisiaceae. Bases 169 to 2886 code for a protein of 905 amino acids.
CAAAUGGGAAAGAGCCAAAAUGCCGAGGCAUGCGAGAGCCGAAUGAUCAGCCAGCCAUUUAGUACUUAUCCGUUCUCUUCCUCACGAAUACUGCUUCUUCCCUUUCCCUUUCCUUGAUCAUACCUCUACCAAACAGGAAUUGGAUUGCUUGAGAUACGCCGAUUGAAGAUGUCGGAACUACGAUAUGAUGGCCAGGUCGUUGUCGUCACAGGUGCAGGAGGUGGUUUAGGACGAGCCUAUGCUUUGGCAUAUGGAUCUAGAGGUGCCAGUGUCGUUGUUAACGAUCUGGGAGGCUCAUUCAAGGGUGAGGGAAACUCGACGAAGGCAGCAGAUGUUGUAGUCGACGAAAUCAAAGCCGCAGGCGGUAAAGCAGUUGCGAACUAUGACAGCGUAACGGAUGGCGACAAGAUCAUCGAGACGGCUAUCAAGAACUUUGGCCGCAUCGAUGUCUUAAUCAACAAUGCUGGUAUCCUUCGGGAUAUCAGCUUCAAGAACAUGAAGGAUCAAGACUGGGAUUUGAUUAUAGCUGUCCAUGUCAAAGGUUCAUACAAGUGUGCUAGAGCCGCAUGGCCAUAUUUCCGGAAACAGAAGUACGGACGAGUUAUCAACACUGCGUCUGCGGCUGGUCUCUUUGGGAGUUUCGGACAAUGCAAUUACUCUGCUGCUAAGUUGGCAAUGGUUGGCUUUACCGAGACACUUGCAAAGGAGGGUGCGAAGUAUAACAUUCAUGCCAAUGUUAUUGCCCCAAUUGCCGCAAGCCGAAUGACCCAAACCGUUAUGCCACCCGAUGUCCUCGAAAACCUCAAGCCAGACUGGGUCGUCCCACUCGUUGCUGUUUUGACACACAAAGACUGUCAGGAGACUGGAUCAAUCUACGAAGUUGGAGGUGGCCACGUAGCUAAGUUGAGAUGGGAGCGAUCAAGUGGUCUCCUUUUGAAGGCAGAUGAUACAUAUACCCCAGGAGCUAUUCUGAAGAAGUGGGAUAAGGUCUCGGACUACUCAAAUCCCGAAUAUCCAACUGGAGUUGCCGAUUUUAUGGGAUUGUUGGAGAAAUCCAUGAAGAUGGGCCCCAAUGACAAAGGAGAGACUCUUAAUUUCAAGGGCAAGGUCGCUUUGAUUACUGGUGGUGGUGCUGGUAUUGGCCGCGCUUACUGCUUAGCAUUCGCCAAAUACGGUGCUUCCGUCGUUGUCAACGACUUAAUGAACCCAGACGACGUUGUCCAAGAGAUCCAGAAGAAUGGUGGCAAGGCAGUUGGUGUCAAGGCUUCUGCUGAAGACGGAGAUGCAGUUGUAAAGGCUGCAAUUGACGCUUACGGACGCAUUGAUAUCAUCAUUAACAACGCUGGUAUCCUCCGAGACAAGGCAUUUACCAACAUGGAAGACAAGCAGUGGGAUCAAGUCAUUGCUGUUCAUCUCCGAGGCACAUACAAGAUCUCAAAAGCAGCAUGGCCAUACAUGUUGAAGCAAAAGUACGGACGAAUUGUAAACACUACCUCAACCUCUGGUAUUUAUGGCAAUUUUGGUCAAGCAAACUAUGCUGCAGCAAAAUGUGGUAUUCUUGGUUUCUCCCGCGCUCUUGCUCGUGAAGGCGCAAAAUACAACAUCUACGUCAACACCAUCGCUCCCAACGCCGGCACAGCCAUGACCCGAACCAUACUCCCGGAAGAAAUGGUCCAAGCCUUCAAGCCAGACUACAUAGCACCUCUUGUCGUAGCUCUAUGCUCUGACAAGGUUCCCGAGCCUGCCACCGGCAUGCUAUUCGAAGUCGGCAGCGGCUGGGUUGGACGAACACGUUGGCAACGAUCUGGCGGUCAUGGAUUUCCCAUCGACGAGAAGCUUACUCCCGAGGCUGUUCUCAAGCAAUGGGAGAAGAUUAACAACUUCAAUGAUGGACGAGCAGAUCAUCCCGAGAAUGGAAAUGAUGGGCUGAAGAGCAUUAUGGCGAACUUUGAGAACAGAAAGGGCAAGGGUGCGAGUAAGAAGAGUGAGCCAUCAGGUGAAAAUGCCGAGAUCCUAGCCAACAUCGAAAAAGCCAAGAAAGCGGAGAGCAACGGUACGGAAUUCAAGUACGAGGAAAAAGACGCUAUUCUCUACAACCUCGGCGUUGGGGCUAAGAAGACCGAGCUGCCACUAGUCUUCGAGGGAGACGAAAACUUCCAAGUCCUCCCAACCUACGGCGUCAUCCCCUUCUUCUCCGCCGAAACCCCCUACCAACUCAACGACAUCGUCCCCAACUUCUCCCCCAUGAUGCUCCUCCACGGCGAACAAUACCUCGAAAUCCUCUCCUACCCGAUCCCCACCUCGGGGACCCUCGUCUCGCACGCCAAGCUCCUCGAAGUAGUCGAUAAAGGCAACGCCGCCAUCGUGAAAUCGGGGAUCACUACCAUCAACAAAGAAACGGGUAAGCCGCUCUUCUACAACGAGAGCACGGUCUUCAUCCGUGGCUCCGGCGGCUUUGGCGGCGUCUCGAAACCGCUAGAUAGAGGUGCCUCUACCGCUGCGAAUAAACCUCCGUCUAGACCAGCGGACUGGGUAUCGGAAGAUAAAACAACCGAGGAACAAGCUGUCCUGUACCGAUUAUCGGGCGACUACAACCCGUUGCACGUUGACCCGGCAUUUGCAAAGAUGGGCGGGUUCAAAGUCCCGAUUUUGCAUGGACUGUGCUUUUUCGGAGUCGCGGGUAAGGCUAUUUAUGGCAAGUUUGGGAAGUUUAAUAAUAUCAAGGUGAGGUUUGCGGGGACGGUGUUGCCGGGUCAGACGCUGGUUACGGAGUGUUGGAAGGAGGGGAAUAAGGUUAUUUUCCAGACGAAGGUGAAGGAGACGGGGAAGUUGGCUAUCGCGAGUGCAGCGGUGGAGCUGCUUGGGGAGGAAAAGGGGAAGUUGUAAAUUUUGGACCUCAGGAAAGGAUUGACACUAGGAAUGUGGUAUAUGGGAGGAUGGAGAUGAAGUUUUGGUUUGGAGAUUGUAUGUUUAGCUGGGGAUUGGUUUGGUUGGCUUAGAAUGAAAAGCGUACCUCUUAUCUAUUUGAGUUCGUGCUUUAUCAUCCUUUUACAUGUCCGACUUGAUGCUAUUGCUGCUAUGACAUAGACAUUAGAAAAUGAGAGGAUUUAGAUACGUGCCUAAUAAUAAGCACGUCC